CUGUCUCAAACCCAGAAUCCGGAUCCACUCCAGUUCUUCGGGGCAAUCCUAGUGUUCACUAUUGUGUACGGCUGAGGAAAGAAGAAAAAGGAGGGAGCAUAGGGGGAGAAGGAAAUCUGCCUCUUUGUGUGGGAAGGUCUGAGCAAGAAGGCGAUUUUGUAAUUAUUUGAGGUAGCCACCAAAGCAAGGCUGUUCCUCCUGACCUCCAAACAGCAUCGUGUCCAAUUUCUGUACCUCUGCUGCCUUACGGGAGUCACAUAUGAGUGUGCUUCUGAGGCUGCCAAACAGCGACACUCGGGCUUCUCCUGAUGAUGAGAGCCGACGUCAGACUGGUUUCCAUGAAUAUUGAUGUGGAGGAUAGUCUGUUUCAUAGAAGAACAGAAGGAGGCAAGAUGGCUGCCUUUAGGAUUUGUUAAAGAGGAGAUCCAGACGGUUUGUUGGAAUUUCUACAAAGUGGAGGGACGUGAAAGGCAGGACGGACAGAGGGCAGCCUUGUGUAUGGACUCUGAGCAGGCCAGAUGGAAACAGAAGAGAAGAGACAUGAGAAGGAAGAAAGUCUGAUAUUAGAGCAAUUUGGCACAUCUCACAACAUCCCUCAUAAACUCCAGAAUGGAGGCCAGUUUUCAGAGGGAAAUUCUCUGCAGAUCACUGGGGAUAAAAACUGGAACCAUUAUAAACCCAGCACUGAUGCCAACACUUUAAAAAGGCACAGGGAGAACUGCAACAACCCUGCUUCAGAACAAGGGUUGUUGGAUCAAGGAUCCUACAUCAUGAAUGGAGAACUGAUGAAUGGAGAGUUAAAGCAUGCACUUACUGAACAGUCCGUAUUGGUCCAUCAGUCCAAGAAAACAAAAAUAGAUUCUGAGAUUAAAGGAAAAGAUGACAUAAGUUCAGAUUUACUGGACAAGUUUCCUGAACUGACUACAACAAAUGAAUUUGGAUGCAAUUCCCAAACAUCAGAGAUUAAGUUCGAUAGCAGGAACUGCAAUUUUCGUAACGGAGAUAUUUUCUGUGUGCCACGAAAUAAACAAGUUCCAAAUGGUGCUGUAUCAUCUCCCUCAACCAUAGAAAGCACCCCAGGUGAUUUGUUAGAGAAGACUUUGUCUCAGUAUUAUGCUGAGCAAGUCUCAAUUGCACCACAAACAUCUGGGUCACAAUUAGAUGCUGUCAAUGAUUCACUGCCUGAUAAACUGUCCAGUGAAGGUGCUCAACUUCCCCCUAUGACCUCAGGUUUGCCCAAUUCAGCACAGAUGCCUGGCUCACAGCAACAGCAGGCUCAGGCAUCUGGAAAUACUGAAGGAGGCAACAAUUAUAACUCUGUCAACUAUGUACUAAAUGGAUACUCCAAUAAUUUUGGAGCAGACCACCAGCAGACACAACAACAUCAGCAGUCAACACCAUCUUAUUCUGGUGAGGAACUGGCUCUGGGACAGCUGUCAGGCAUGAUCCUGUCUACAAAUAAUGCCAAAAUCCCGCAACAGCAUCCAAAUGGUGCACAGUGUUACCAGGAUGGCACACGUCAUCAAGGCAUAUAUGUAAAAGCCCACCAGGAGUUUAAUGGCAGUUCCUUUCCAAACUGCAAUAGUUCCCUACAGUCAGCAGAGGCAGAAUAUGAGUCCUUUCCCAGUUCUGGCACACAGAAACAGGGGCAAAGUGAGGAAAACACGUCUAGUCAGCCUAUGCAGCAUGGCACUGAUAGGGAUCGGCACUAUGGGAUUCAACCCCAGGACUUUCAAGAAAAUGCUGUAAACCCACUUAGAGCUGAGAGUCAGGGACCCAUGGGAUCCAGACUCCAACAGUUACACCACACUGGUAUGGAAAACGGGAUGGAAAACAUGUCUCAGCAGAGAGCCAACUUAUCUUGUUCUACCCCUAACCAGAGAGGUUGGAGAGAACUGAAAUCUUCACAUUCCCAACAGCCACCAACAAGUGGCCCAUCAUCUCAGGCACAAGAGCAGGAUAUGUGGAGGAACUUCUCUAUUAAGUCUAUGUCAGAACAGCAGACAGCUAACCCCCCGGUUCAUGGCCAGAUGUUUGAGCCAAACCCAACGCAAAGAUUUCAGACACAGGGAGUUUUCUCUGAUGGCAGCCAGGGGUCUAACUUCCAGAAGAAACAGCAGGAUUAUCUGCCAAUGCAAACUCAUUGUGCUUCAGCCCAGCACAACACUGCUUCUGAGUGGCAGCAAUCAAAUUCUGAAGGAGCUCAAAUGCAGCAGCCUCUAGCCCAGAAAAUGCCAGAGCAGCAAAAACUCACUCAAAAUCAACAAGUUGACAGUCGCUGCCACUCCCAGAUGCAGUCAGAGCACUUAUGUGAGGACAAUGACCUCCAGGAAAUACUGUCACCUGGGUUUUUGGCAACACAGCAACAACAGCACUGUCAGCUCCAACGGCCAAUGUCCCAGCCACCACAAUUCGAAGCGCAGCAACUAAAGUCUCCCAGUUACAGACCUCACAGUCAGCCUCAGCCAGGUCAGCAGCUGCUUCAAUCCAAUCAGCCUUUUGGAAAUGGUCCUGCUCAAUCCAGCAACCAACAUGUCCCGCAAAAUGACCAUGCAACAUUUAGUAAUAUUAAGACAGUAGAGAUGCCACAACAUCAAAGGCAGUAUCCUCCAAACUCAGGCAGCACUAACCUCAAGCAAUUUCAACCACAGCAGCCUAAAAGCCACUGCCACCAGCCCAACCACGAGGACUUUCCUCCAAACUCUACACAGUCACAACCUCAUUUACCACAAGGUGCUUUAAGCCAACAGGUCACAAAACAAAUGUAUCCCAAAGCUGAACAGCAGCUGAAGACAUCUUGCACUCAGUUCCAAAGGGGACCUCAACUACCUCUGGGACCGGCAGGUCCCCACGUAGACUUUCAGAGGCAUGCAGCCCUACGUAUGCACCUGUUACAAAAGCAGGAACGCCAGGGCUCUCCUCAAACCCCUCAGAACUCUAGUGACCCUAAACAUAUCCCGAGAGCUGUGAAAAUGGAAAAUGGGCCCAGAUUUGAAAUAUCUGGCUUACAGAACCAGGAGCAUCAGAUACACAUGCGAGAGGCAGGUAGAAUACAAAUUAAGCAGGAAAACCAACAAUCCCUGUGUGAGCAAAGUAAGAAGCAGGGAAGUAUCAUAGCCUCUAUGGAACAAAGCCUGAGGCAAUACCAGCUUUCACCUGUGUUUGAGAAAAAAUCCAUUGUCAUCAAUGCAUUGAAUAAAGUCAAAGUAGAAUCUUCUGGGCCUGUCACAAUCCUGUCAACCAAAACUGAUGUGAAUGGAGUAGAAUCAUCAGCACUUGCCUCAUCCACUGAAGUUCUUAAAAAAACACCUGAUUCCACCCCUAAGAAGGAACAACUUCUCCAAAGUUUUAUGGAUUCUCCUGUGAAGCUAUUGAAUACCCCUAUAAAGAAUCUUUUAGACACCCCAAUGAAAACACAGUAUGACAUUGCAUCCUGCCACUGUGUUGAACAAAUCAGUGAGAAGGAUGAAGGCCCAUACUACACUCACUUGGGGGCAGCACCAAGCAUUGCUGGCAUACGGGAAAUGAUGGAAAAAAGGUCUGGCCUAACAGGGCGCGCCAUCAGAAUCGAGAAAGUAAUAUACACCGGGAAGGAAGGAAAAAGUACACAAGGAUGCCCCAUAGCCAAAUGGGUGAUUCGUCGAUCCGGUGUAGAAGAAAAGCUAUUGGUUUUGGUGCGUGAACGCCCUGGCCACAGAUGUGCAACAACCUGCAUCAUUGUUGUAAUUCUAGUUUGGGAAGGGAUUCUGCCAAGUCUAGCUGACCGCCUCUACCUCGAGCUAAGUGAAACUCUAACAAAACAUGGAACCCUCACCCAGAGACGCUGUGCUCUCAAUGAGGAGAGGACAUGUGCAUGCCAGGGAUUAGAUCCUGAAGCCUGUGGAGCAUCAUUCUCCUUUGGCUGUUCCUGGAGCAUGUACUACAAUGGCUGCAAGUUUGCUCGGAGCAAAGUCCCAAGAAAAUUCAAGUUACUUGGAGAUGAUGUGAAGGAGGAAGAGAGAGUGGAGAGCAACUUUCAAAAUUUGGCAACUUUAUUGGCUCCCUUGUAUAAAACUAUGGCACCUGAAGCUUAUGGAAACCAGGUGGAACAUGAACAUAGGGCUUUGGAUUGCCGUCUUGGGCUCAAGGAUGGCCGUCCUUUCUCUGGGGUUACUGCUUGUAUGGAUUUCUGUGCCCAUGCUCAUAGAGACCUCCACAACAUGCAGGGUGGCAGCACUGUGGUGUGUACAUUAACGAGGGAGGAUAACAGAGAGAUUGGAAAGAUUCCAGAGGAUGAGCAGCUUCAUGUCUUACCUCUUUAUAAGGCUUCCAACACUGAUGAAUUUGGAAGUGAGGAAGGUCAACAAGAAAAAAUAAAGUCAGGGGCUAUCCAAGUUCUCAGUGUUUUCCGCCGCCAGGUGCGCAUGCUUGCAGAGCCUGCUAAAUCUUGCCGACAAAAAAAGCUGGAUGCUAAGAAAGCAGCUGCCAACAAGAAUGCCAUGCUGGAAAGCUCCAAUGAUAAAGGAGAGAAGGCCAAAUCAAAAGCUGGCACUUUUGAGAAUUCUACUCAGAGCAAUCCAAUGGCAGGACUUAAUCCAGGUGCUGUAGGAGCAACCCGUCAGUCAUGUCAGCCACAACACCCCCUAGGGGUCCAUCAGCAGCAGCAACACCACCAGAGCAUUCUGCCUCCUUAUCCUGGCUCAACAAAUGCUGCUUUCUCCAGGUUUCCCAACCAUAAUGGGUCUUUUCCAAGCACUUCAAAGCCAGGCAGCAUAUAUCCCCAUCAGCCAUCAUCUUCCAGCCCUUAUCCUUCCCCACUCCAUGCAACAAACUCAUACAUGAAUGCAUCCAAUCGUCCAUACCUAAGUUACCAAUGUAAUGGAGGAAUUCCCUUUGACAACUACAAUCCAUAUUAUCCCCCAAACCCAAAGCACUUAGACAUGUAUCGACAACAGCGGCCAGCACUUUACUCAGAGCAGCAGUAUGGUGUACGGCGUUAUGAGGUCAAUUACCCACCCAGAUAUGGUGAGCCAGGCUUACAGGUCAAUGGUUAUAAUGCCACCAGCAUUAGACCAGUUCCUCCCAUGCGACCUUAUGGACCUUAUACUCCUAACAGCGUCUCAGAUCCCCGGUUUAUGGAUCCCCUCUCAAGAGCAUCCUCAGCCCAUGCAGGCGUAGAUUACACAACUGCUAUGAGCAAAGGCAAUCGUUUUGGAGAAUGCCCAAAUCCAUAUCUGCCCCAGAACCCUCAAAUGCUGCACCCAGGCCAAGAUCCUUUCCAUUUGCAAAUCAAAGCAGAGAUGGGUAUGCCUGGCCCACAAAUGCUUUCUGCUCAGUCUGGCAGUAUGUGUUUAAACCCUGAAACACAGUCAGGGUUAGGGUUGCCAAAUGGAAGCCUCAUGGGUUCCAGUAUCAAGCUGGAGCCUGGAACACCACAGACACCCACCACGCCGCAAAAGCCAGAGCUGUGGUCAGACAACGAGCACAAUUUCUUAGACCCUGAUAUUGGUGGAGUGGCUGUGGCACCUAGCCAUGGCUCUGUCCUUAUUGAGUGUGCAAAACGGGAGCUCCAUGCGACAACGCCCCUUAAAAAUCCAGAUCGCACCCACCCAACCCGUAUUUCCUUAGUGUUCUACCAGCACAAAAAUUUGAAUGAAGCCAAGCAUGGUUUGGCACUGUGGGAAGCAAAGAUGGCAGAAAAGGCUAGAGAGAAAGAAGAAGAAGCUGAGAGGAAUGGCGGUGAGGGGACUCCUAGCAAGAGCAGCAAAAAGGGGCCUAAACGUGAGCAUCUAGAGUCAUCAGAGACCACAGGGGAGCCUCCUUACAAACGUUAUAUCAAGGCACUAAUGGAGGGAUCUUUGUCAUGCACAACAAACACGUAUGUCAGUACAUCUCCGUACGCCUUCACCAAGGUUACAGGGCCUUACAGCCAGCUUGCGUAGAAAACACUCAUUAAGUAGAGUCUUGAAGGUGCUAUGACAAACAAGACCACAGGCACCAAUGCCCUCCCAUCAUCCUUGUGUUGUAAAAGGAACCUGUGAUUAGAUGAGCUACAAAUCACCUUUCACCUCUUUAACAAUCAAGCUUUACCCGUUUACCCUACAAAGGUUGUAUUUAUUCUUCUUUGGUAACUUUUGCAAGAUACAAACUCUCUGGUGCUUUUACUCUGAUACACACGGAUCUAUUUUAGCUGUAAAGAGUGUUUAAUUUUUGGUGGUUUUUAUUUUUCUUUCAAAGUUUUUUGGAGAUGUAAUCUUGGCAUAAAACACUGACUUUUUGUAAAUGACAACAUUCACGGUGCUAAAAAAUUAUGCUUAUUACCUUUUAUUUUAAUUCAAAUGCCUUCACACUAACUGCACAGAUAAAUGUCAGCGGGACACCGGAAAUAUCAUGCCAAUAUACAAAAUGCUUUUUGAAAAGCCAGUGUUUUUUAAAACACAUUUGGUAAUGAUAGUUGAAGCUGAAAAAAGUUUUGGUAGUACCUUUAAAUUAUAAGAUCUGGUAAAAGCAUAUGUCUGCAUUGACAGCAUGUCAUUUCUAAGCAACACAUUGUGACAUUCAUGAAUUUGUAAGGACUCGGGGGUUGUAUGAACAAUCCGUAAAGGUGUCCAUGCAAAAAUUUUGAGAGUUUUAUCAUUUGCUGGUGCUUCUUUCACUUUCCUAUGUCAUUUUUACUGUAAAUUGAGCCAUUCUUUUAUGGUGCAUUUUUGGAAAAAAAAAAAAAGAGAGAGAGAGAAAAAGAUCUCAGUUGUUCUGGUUCUUUUUCCAGGGUUCCUUUGUUUAUCGAUGAUUUUUUUUAACGUUCCUUACAACAGGUUAAUUGAACACACCUGGUGAUUGUGAAUAUUACAUGUAGAUUUUCCUGUGGUGCUUAGUAAAUGUGCUUUUCAAACACUGAGAAACAUGAUACAGGGUAAGCUCAGUGUCAGUUUCAGAGGGCAGCUGGCUUGCUGUGUGGUCUUUACUUAUUGUAAUCUAACUGUAAGAUAAACAGGUGAGAUUUGUACAGUAAAUUAAUAUUCCUUUUGGAAUUCCUGUUAGAGAUUUUUUGUUGCAAAGAAUGCUAACAGCCUGUUUCACUGUAUUUCUUUGGGUUUCAAAUGAAUCUAUUCAUAAGGUGCUACUCAACCUACUAGAAACAUAAAAUGUGAGACUCUUUGGGAGGUGAGAAGGCUUUUAAAUAGUGUACAGUACAAACCUGUCAUAUACCUCAAACAUUUGGCAAUAGGAUUAUAACAUCUUUUUCUUUCUUUAUUCGUUUAUUAUUUUCAAAAUGUUGAUCACACUUAAAAUUCAGGCCACCAAAAGGCAUAAAAGUUCAUUUCUUACUUUCUUAUGAAUCUGCAAGAAAGUAUUACUUGAACUUGAAUCUUUAAUAUUACUGCAAAAAUCAGGGACAUUUUCAACUAAUUUUGUGUACAUCUGCAUUGCCUGUAUUAAUGUUGUUUUUUUCAUAUUCAGGGACUUGCCAUUGCAUCCUGAAUCCCAAUAUGGUUCUUGUUUGUUAUAUUUCACACAAAAUUAUUUUGUGUGGAAAAAUAUACUUUCCUGCAGUUUUGUACGUAUAUUUUAGCAAGGAGAAUGGAGGUAAUAGUAAUCUGAACAUAUAUGCACUGAACUGACUAAAGGGAACGAUAUUGACUUUGAAAAAAAAAAAAAAAGCAAUUUUUUGCUUAUGUUACGAAGCAAGACCAGAGCAGUGAUUAAAAUAGUUGCACAUCUUUGUGCCUGUGUAUACAUUUAUUUAUAACCACUAAGCAACUGUACAAUGACCCAUUCUAUUUGAUUUAAUUAAUGUAAUUAAAUUAAUGACAGUCACGCUAAAGCAACAACUCACCCCACUUUUCCAUAUUCAUUUUCUUAAAGCACUUCAUUUCUUUUUCAGGAAAAAAAAAAUGUAAUGCAGAAUUUCAAAACGUUUUAUUUAAACAGAUUGUUUAUGUGUUAAAAAAAAAUAAAUUAUGUCACAAUGUACAUACCAAGAAUUUGUAUUUCAGGAGUAAAACUCAUUCUUCAAUGUUCAUGUUGGUUCUUUUUGUUUGUCAAUUCUACCAUAGCUCUUCCUUUAAGACCCUUUUCCGAGUUAAUAAAAUGAUUUUGGUUAGAUAA
Messenger RNA from Oreochromis aureus, 8088 nucleotides. It is a transcript of the gene tet2, whose product is annotated as tet methylcytosine dioxygenase 2. NCBI's taxonomy places the organism in Eukaryota, Metazoa, Chordata, Actinopteri, Cichliformes, Cichlidae. Gene Ontology annotation, biological process: positive regulation of transcription by RNA polymerase II; myeloid cell differentiation; oxidative demethylation. Gene Ontology annotation, cellular component: nucleus. Bases 519 to 5921 code for a protein of 1800 amino acids. The transcript is spliced from 10 exons. Gene Ontology annotation, molecular function: DNA 5-methylcytosine dioxygenase activity. The record is from RefSeq and is a predicted model, not a curated record.